Molecule: messenger RNA, 1164 nt
Organism: Nezara viridula (southern green stink bug)
Lineage: Eukaryota; Metazoa; Arthropoda; Insecta; Hemiptera; Pentatomidae
Source: the annotation of a GenBank genome assembly
UUAAUCUUACCAACAAUAUAUCUAAUCUGUUGUUUAUUUAUGUAUUUCAUAAUACUAUGCAUCAAAAUAUUAAAAAAAAUGUAUAGUUACAUGAUCCGUGCUCUACUCACAGUGUCAAUAAAUUCAUGUUUUAAAUAAAUAAGAACAAUAUAUUUAAUUAAGAAUAUGUUUUCAUAUUAAAUAUGGUAUAGUUUUAUUUUACUUAUUUAUUUUAUGUGUUGUUAUUUAGACCCAUGUGAGGCUGCAACAACUUGUGGUUCAUGUGCUGAGUGCCUUGUAGUAAAUCAUGGUGUGCAGUGCAGCUGUCCGCAGAGUUACAUAGGCAAUCCACUGGUAGCAUGUACCAAGCCCCCAACUAGAUGUAAUGACUCCUGUACAUGUGAUAAAUCAGCUGGCUAUUGCCUUAUCAGCUGCUCUGUAAAUAAGGAGUGUCCUUGUGGCCAAGUCUGUUUGAAGGGUUUUUGUUCUAACACCUGCUCAGCAACUAAUCCCUGUCAAACCGGUCAGAUUUGCUUGGAUGGCGUUUGUACAAGUGGAUGCUUCAAGGAUAGUGAUUGUCCCAAUGAUCAGUCCUGUUCAGAAAAUGUGUGUCACAAUCCUUGUGGUAUAGGACAUAGCCCCUGUGGUAUCAAUGCAGAGUGCAGAGUUUCAGAUCAUAGAGCUAUAUGCCUUUGCCCUGCUGGAACAAGGGGUGAUCCAACACGAUCUUGCAAGCCAUUCUCUUGCUUAAAGGAUGAAGACUGUGAAGGAGGUAAAUCAUGUGGUAGCGACAAUAUUUGCAGAAACCCUUGCUUACAAGGAAGACCAUGUGGGCUCAAUGCCCAAUGCAAAGCAGAAAACCGUAGAGCACUUUGCUCUUGUCCUCCAGGUUUCCAUGGUAAUCCUCUUGUAGUUUGCAAACCUGGUACAGGUGACACAUGCAAUCGUAAUCCAUGUGGUCAAAAUACUCGUUGCAAAGAUGUACCAGGUGGAUAUGAAUGCAGUUGUGCACCUGGCUGCUCUGGAGACCCUUACAGAGGUUGUGUUUGUCAAGAUAGGAGAGUUGAUGAUCGUUGCUUAAAUGUAAAAUGUGGCUUGAAUGCCAUUUGUAAGCCAUCUGGAAACUCUUACCAAUGCCUAUGUCCACCUGAAUAUCCACUUGGAGACCCAAAGAAUAGAUGUUAG